This is a messenger RNA of Medicago truncatula (barrel medic), 3532 nucleotides long. Its product is annotated as probable starch synthase 4, chloroplastic/amyloplastic. NCBI's taxonomy places the organism in Eukaryota, Viridiplantae, Streptophyta, Magnoliopsida, Fabales, Fabaceae. The coding region runs from base 156 to 3095 and encodes 979 amino acids. The record is from RefSeq and is a predicted model, not a curated record. Gene Ontology annotation, molecular function: alpha-1,4-glucan glucosyltransferase (UDP-glucose donor) activity. The transcript is spliced from 16 exons.
AAAAAUUAUCUUCUAUAUAUAAUUAUAAAAUAUUAAUAAAUAUCCCCAUGCGGGAUGCGGCAGAAACGGAUUUUUGCCUCUCUAACUGAACCCAAAGACGAACAAAGAAGAAGAAGAAGAAAGAGCUGUUCCUUUUUCUUCUUCAAAUUGAAAAAAUGGCUUCGAAGCUAGCAACAUGUUUUGUAUGCUGCAAUUUGAGCAGCGGCUUCAACAACUGUAACAAUAAUUAUAAUCAGCCUACCCGCCGCGUAAUGUGCUCUCCAUUUCCAUCUUCCUGCAAAAUCCGACACCUCCGUAUUCUCAGUUCUCAGCAGCAGAAAAGACAAUAUCACAAGAAAACAUCAUCAUCAUCAUCAUCAUCACAACCAUCUUCCAUUGAUGGAGGAAGAACUAUCGAUCCGAAAUCUAAUCAUGAUCAUUCUCCACACAAUUCCACACCAUCGGCCUUGAAUGUAAACGGAGCAGAGCAGGCUGAACAGUUGUCUGGUGGUCAAUUGGAAGAUUUGUUAUCCAUGAUAAAAAAUGCAGAGAAAAACAUCCUUCUUAUAAAUCAGGCUAGAGUUCGUGCACUUGAAGAUCUUCAAAAGGUUCUUGCCGAAAAGAAAGCGUUACAAGCAGAAGUUAACGACUUAGAGAUGAGGUUGGCUGAGACUGAUGCGCGGAUUGAAGUUGCUGACCAGGAAAAGACGCAUGUGGAACUCAUGGAGGGCCAGUUGGAGAAACUGCGUAAUGAGUUGGCUGAAAAGGGUAGUACUGAAGAAAGCAAUGCUGAAUUGCAUGACCUUCAUAAUGAUAGGAUCCAUUCCCUUACUGAGGAGCUUAAUUCGGUAAGAGAAGAAAAUGCCUCUCUGAAGAAUGCCAUAGAAUCAUUUAAAAUACAGCUCAAUGAUGUCAAGAACAAUGAUGAACGUUUAGUGGUAUUGGAAAAGGAGCGCUUAUAUUUGGAAUCAACCCUAAAAGACUUGGAAUCAAAACUGUCAAUAUCUCCGGAAGAUGUAUCUGAACUGUCCACACUUAGAGUUGAAUGCAAGCAUUUAUCAGAUAAGGUUGAAAACUUGCAAUUAUUGCUAGAUAAAGCAACGGAACAAGCCAACCAAGCCGUUAUAGUGCUUGAAGAAAACCAGGAUCUUCAAAGGAAGGUUGAUAAAUUGGAAACAUCCCUUGAAGAAGCUAACGUCUAUAAGCUAUCAUCUGAUAAACUGCUGAAGUAUAAUGAACUAAUGCAGCAAAAGAUAAAACUACUGGAGAACAGCCUGCAAAAAUCAGAUGAAGAUAUAAACUCUUAUAUUCAGUUGUAUCAACAGUCAGUGAACGAAUUUCAAGAUACACUCGAUAUUCUUAAAAAAGAAAGCAAGAGAAAGACGCUGGAUGAACCAGUGGAAGAUAUGCCAUGGGAAUUCUGGAGUCAAUUGUUGCUUCUAAUUGAUGGCUGGACACUUGAAAAGAAGAUAGCAGUAGAUGACGCAAAGCUUUUGAGAGAAAAGGUGUGGAAAAAAGACAAGAGUAUUAGUGAUGUAUAUAUGGCUUGCAAAGGUCAAAAUGAAGACGGGGCUAUAUCUGCAUUUCUUGGCCUUACAUCGUCUGCAACGAGUCCAGGAUUAUAUGUGAUUCAUAUUGCAGCAGAGAUGGCACCAGUGGCUAAGGUUGGUGGCUUGGGGGAUGUUGUCUGUGGUCUAAGUAAAGCAUUGCAAAAGAAGGGACACCUUGUUGAAAUCGUACUUCCCAAAUAUGACUGCAUGCAAUAUGACCGCAUUGGUGAUUUGAGAGCUUUGGAUGUGGUAAUAGAGUCAUACUUUGAUGGUCAAUUAUUCAAAAAUAAAAUCUGGGUUGGCACUGUUGAAGGCCUUCCUGUUUAUUUCAUUGAGCCCCAUCAUCCUGAUAAGUUCUUUUGGAGAGGAGACUUUUAUGGCGAGCGUGAUGAUUUUAGAAGAUUUUCAUAUUUUAGCCGUGUAGCACUUGAGUUUCUUCUUCAAGCUGGCAAGAAGCCAGAUAUCAUUCAUUGUCAUGAUUGGCAGACAGCAUUUGUUGCUCCUUUAUACUGGGACAUAUAUGCCCCAAAAGGAUUAAAUUCAGCUAGGAUAUGCUUUACAUGCCACAACUUUGAGUACCAAGGGACUGCAGCAGCUUCAGAGUUGGAAUCAUGUGGUCUUGAUAGCCACCAUCUAAACAGACCAGAUAGAAUGCAGGACAACUCAGCACAUGAUAGAGUCAAUUCUGUCAAGGGUGGAGUUGUGUACUCAAACAUUGUAACAACAGUUUCCCCUACUUACGCCCAAGAAGUGAGAACUGCGGAGGGAGGUAAAGGCCUCCAUUCAACCCUCUCUACCCACUCCAAAAAGUUCAUCGGUGUUCUUAAUGGUAUUGACACUGAUAUAUGGAAUCCUGCUACUGAUCCAUUUCUUGAAGUCCAGUACAGUGCAAAUGAUCUUCAAGGGAAAGCAGAGAAUAAGGAAGCCUUGAGAAAGAAUCUAGGUCUUUCUUCUGCAGAUGUUAAGAGGCCGUUGGUUGGCUGCAUAACAAGGUUGGUUCCACAAAAAGGUGUUCAUCUUAUAAGACAUGCAAUAUAUCUAACAUUGGAGCUGGGAGGUCAAUUUGUUCUACUUGGCUCAAGUCCAGUUCCACAUAUUCAGAGAGAAUUUGAAGGCAUUGCCAACCAUUUCAAGAAUCAUGACAACAUAAGGCUGAUAUUGAAGUAUGACGAAUCUCUCUCCCAUACCAUUUAUGCUGCGUCUGACAUGUUCAUCAUUCCAUCGAUCUUUGAACCUUGUGGCCUAACACAGAUGAUUUCAAUGAGAUAUGGUGCUGUACCUAUCGCCAGAAAAACUGGUGGCCUAAAUGACAGUGUUUUUGACAUUGAUGACGAUACAAUACCUUCACAGUUUCGGAAUGGAUUUACAUUUUUGAAUGCUGAUGAGAAGGGAAUAGAUGGUGCCUUAGUACGCGCAAUUAAUCUCUUCAGGGACGACCCUGAGAGUUGGAAGCAACUUGUUCAGAAGGACAUGAACAUUGAUUUUAGCUGGGACUCUUCAGCAGCACAAUAUGAGGAGCUCUACUUAAAGUCUGUGACUAGAGGAAGAGCGGUAAAACGUACUUAAUUUAGCAAAAUGAGGUUUUCCUGUGCUAUCCUUUCAAUCUCAUUAGUUUUCAACAGAGAUGGUAGAUCAGAUUUAAUGCACAAACAGAAGGAUUUAUCUGACCAUAUACCUUGCAUGCAAGAACAUCUCUAAUUGAGAAUGAUUACAAAGACUACUUUGAAUGUGACGUGGCUGCCUAUAACGUGCCGCUAGAUUAGUCUCCAUGAAGCAACAUUUCUCACUUUUGAUGAAUUCUAGGUGAUAUUUCAACUUCACUAUACAUAGCAAGACUGUGUAGUUAUUAUUCAUUAUUUCGCCACUUUAAUACGUUUUUAGAAUAUGUCAACAGUGUACAAAGGCCAUACAUGUAAAUCGUUACAACUUAGUUUUCAACUGGAAAGAAUGUAUAAUUUAAUCAAAUUCCAAACAAAAUAAAAAUCCUUACAAUACUAUACCAA